Eurytemora carolleeae is the source of this 786-nucleotide messenger RNA. RefSeq names its product protein SET. The coding region runs from base 83 to 385 and encodes 100 amino acids. The transcript is spliced from 3 exons. The record is from RefSeq and is a predicted model, not a curated record. Lineage: Eukaryota; Metazoa; Arthropoda; Copepoda; Calanoida; Temoridae.
UCCUGCUUAUCCCGCCAUUCCUUCUACCAACUCUACACGCGUUGUUACUCUCUGUCAAGUAUACGAAAUAAACAGAGUUAUAAUGUCUGACGCUGAGGUUAAGAAUAACGUUGAGGGAGAGGCCCCCACUGCCGAGGAGCUGAAGGCUGCCAAGAGGCCAGCAGAGGAUUCUGAAACAGAUCCCAAGAAGCAGAAGACUGAGAAUGGAGAUCAUGAAGAGGAUGGAGGUGAGGAGGAGGAGGAGGAUAUUGAGGAUGAAGAUGAGGAGGGAUUAGACGAUGAGGAUGAUGGUGAAGAUGAGGGAGAAGGCGAAGAGGGAGAGGGAGAAGAGGAUGAGGGCGAGGAAGAUGAGGGUGAAGAGGAUGAAGGAGAAGAUGGAGAAUAAAUCUACUUCUUAACCCCUCAAAGGGGCUCUUUGGACUCAAGUGAGCAAUUAACCUUCCCCCUCUCAGGGACCACUACACCUUCAGCCAUUUUAGUCAUCUACUAUUUAGUGUGAUGGUCCCUGAGGGGUUGUAUCAAGGCUGCCAGCCUUCUUCACUCAGGGGGCUUUGGCACCCCUGUUUUCCCUGUGUCAAGGGGGUUAUCAACCCCUAAAUUCUCCUGGACUCAAAAGAUCUCCUUAAACCUUAGAAAGGGUGGAAACCAGAACACGAAGAGAAACGGGAUCAAAAACAAACAAUCGUUGCCACACUUUCAUGAAUUUUGUUUUGAUCUGUUUUUAACAAUAAAUUACACAAUUUCACCCCAGAAUGACGUUUCCCCUCAAUAUAUAUAUUCACCCCU